CCGGGAAAACGUCCUGCUCAGAGAUCCAGACCCAAGCCUCACCAGUCUGCUGCUUCUCACUCCCUCCUCUUAGCUCUGAAACAGCGUCGCCUGCGUUUCAGAUCGGCGUCCGGCUUUCCUCGGGGCUGUUUCGGCUCUGACUCGAGGAUCGAACCCCUUGAGAGCCCAGCUCGGCUUCCUGGUCGGAGGCUGGAGAGAACCACAGGUCCUGAACUGCCCGGAAGUAAGAUCCGUGUGCACUGAGGAAGCCGUUGGAAGUUUCAUCCCCACAGGAGGCUGCAAGGGAGAGUGUUGGUAUAUGAGUGAAAUCUGAAAUAAGGACGAUUUCCCUCACGGGUCCGCUGGUGUAGUGCAGGCACAGGGCAGCAGCAGGAAGAGCUCGACGCUGCAGGACUCUCCUGUCCGCAGCCCAGGAUGGUGGACAACCGAUUCGCCACGGCGCUGGUGAUCGGCAGCCUGCUCAGCCUGCUGUCGGCCGUCUACCUGUGCGUGGCGCUGGGCACAGACAACUGGUACGAGUACCGCAGCCCGCCAGCAGAGGGCAACGCCUCGGAGCUGCACGAGGAGUUCGUGUCGGACGACGCCGACGAGAAGGCCUACAGCGACACGCUCUUCCGGCUGAACGGCACCCUGGGACUGUGGAGGAGGUGCAUCGUGGUGCACGGCGAGGCGCACUGGUACAAGGCACCAGACCCGAAGAUGGUGACUAAAUGUGUCAGCUUCUCUCUGGUCAACCUCUUCACUCCAAAAUACAGUGAGCCGGGCAAUCACAACAGCGGAGAGGACCUGCUGCGCACCUGUGUCUGUACCCUGGGCAGUGUGUGCUGCUAUGUGGUGGGUGUCCAGCUGCUCCACAGGUCUCUGUCGGGGCUGCCGGACGGGGUGGAGGGCUCUGUGGGCUGGUCUCUGUGUCUGGCCGCAGUGGCGGCUCCUCUCCAGAUGAUGGCAGCAGCGCUCCUGAUCUGGGCGGCCCGCACGAACCGGCUGGAGUACUCCCGCAUGAGGGCCUACAGGGUGGCCUGAGAGAGGCCCACGGCGUCCGCUCUGUCCUCGGGGUGAACGUUCGAGCCCCUCUGGAAGUUAUCUCACUAAUCUCACUCCCCUGUGUUUCAAACCUGUGUGCAUUGUGCUUCUUCAGGCUUUUAUUUAUUGUUUUGUUGGGGGUGUUUUGCUUUAGACUGUCCACAUUUUAUAUGAAGGUUUUUUUUAAAGAUUUUUUGCCACUAAAUACUAAAUAUUUUAUCUUUUUAUUGUCAUCGUUGAUAAUAUUUGCUUCCCAGUGCUGUGUUUUUUUUUUUUAGAUUUUAGAUUUUGUUUGAUCUGCAUCUCAUUGCUCUGUGGACCCCCUGAUUUCUUUCCAUAGUGGUGUGUUAGACACUCCUGUAAUGACCCUGGGAAUCUCCUGAACACUGAGAAAGUGCCCGUCUGUGUGUGUCUGUGCUUGUCUCUGCCCUGCCUCCCUUGUGGGAGGCCUGUCUCCGUCU
Molecule: messenger RNA, 1484 nt
Organism: Lepisosteus oculatus (spotted gar)
Lineage: Eukaryota; Metazoa; Chordata; Actinopteri; Semionotiformes; Lepisosteidae
Source: RefSeq, a predicted model, not a curated record